UCUCUGUUAAUAUGCGGCUUUAUCUUCCUCCCGCUAUAUUCUCCGUCAUCCUCCAGGAGAAAUGGCUGAUCCUAUGUGAGUCUGGCGCCGGCCUCCAAGAUCCCUCCUUGCCUCCCCUUAAUCGAUCCCAACCAGGGUAAGGCAGCUGCCGAUCGCUUCAAAAUCCUGUCUUGGUCUCGUGAUCUCGAUCGUUUUUGACGCCCAAAAGAAGGAUUUUGGAAGACGGGGCUCGGAGUCCUAGGUUGUUGGAUCGAUUGGGAAGGGCGGGGGAUCGGCUUGGGGCCCUACUAGCUCGUUCGCGGGGGCAUGGGGAAGGCGGCGGUGACGACGGCGGUUGUGUGCGCCGCGGCGGCAUGCGCGGUGGCGGCGCUGGUCGUGCGGUACCGGAUGCGGAGCUCCGGUAGGUGGGCGCGGGUCGCCGCCCUGCUGAAGGAGCUUGAGGAGCGGUGCGCCACGCCCGUUGGGAAGCUGCGACAGGUGGCGGACGCGAUGGCGGUGGAGAUGCACGCCGGGCUCGCCUCCGAGGGCGGGAGCAAGCUUAAGAUGCUAAUCAGCUACGUCAACAACCUCCCGACCGGGGAGGAGACAGGGUUGUUUUAUGCUUUAGACCUUGGCGGAACCAACUUCCGCGUCCUACGUGUGCAACUGGGGGGUAAGGAGAGGCAUGUACUAAAGCAAGAAUUUGAGGAGGUCUCCAUUCCACCGCUUCUAAUGGUUGGAGGCUCAGAUGAACUCUUUGAUUUCAUUGCUUCAGCUUUAGCAAAGUUUGUUGCAUCUGAAGGUGAAGAUUUUCACCUUCCUGUUGGUAGGCAGAGGGAAAUUGGAUUUACCUUUUCUUUUCCUGUGAGACAAACCUCUAUAGCAUCAGGCACCUUAAUUAAAUGGACGAAAGGUUUCAAUAUUGAUGAGACGGUUGGGGAAGAUGUGGUGGCUGAAUUGACUAGGGCCAUAGAAAGACAAGGUCUUGAUAUGCGAGUAUCAGCUUUGAUUAAUGAUACCGUUGGAACAUUAGCUGGGGGGAGAUAUCAUGAUAAUGAUGUAGUUGCUGCCGUGAUAUUGGGCACCGGCACAAAUGCAGCCUAUGUAGAGCGUGCCCACGCAAUACCUAAGUGGCACGGUCUCUUGCCAAAAUCAGGAGAGAUGGUUAUCAACAUGGAGUGGGGAAACUUUAGGUCAUCCCAUCUUCCUUUAACAGACUAUGAUCAAGCAUUAGAUAAUGAGAGUUUGAACCCUAGUGAACAGAUUUUUGAAAAGUUGAUCUCUGGAAUGUACCUGGGAGAAAUUUUACGACGAGUCCUUUUGCGGCUGGCUAAGGAAGCUUCCCUUUUCGGAGACAGUGUUCCUCCAAAACUUGAAAUUCCGUUCAUGCUACGGACUCCAGUCAUGUCAGCCAUGCAUCACGACACCUCGCCUGAUCUUAAAGUUGUUGGUGCCAAACUGAAGGACCUCCUGGGGAUCCCCAACACCUCUCUCAAAGCAAGAAAAGUGGUGGUCCAGAUCUGCGACAUCGUCGCCAGGCGUGGCGCUCGCUUGGCCGCCGCUGGUGUAGCCGGCAUCCUGAAGAAGGUCGGGCGAGACACGGCGGUGAAGGGCGGAGAGAGCGUGCCAAGGACGGUCGUCGCCAUGGAUGGUGGACUCUACGAGCAUUACACCAUAUUCCGCGAGUGCUUGCAGGCCACCUUCGAGGAGAUGCUCGGAGCCGAGGCCGCAGCUUCUGUCGUCAUCAAGCUAGCAAAUGACGGAUCGGGCAUCGGCGCCGCCCUCCUCGCAGCUUCUCACUCUCAGUAUCGAGAACUCGAACAGUCCUGAAGGCGGCGUCUAAUAAGAAGAGCUCAAUAAACCCAUAUCAACCUCGACGUCCUCUGGUUUCCAUGGAGGAGGAGGAGGAGGAGGAGGAGUAGGAGGAGGACUUCUUCCGUCUUAAUUCAUGUCCGCUGCUGCGGUAGCAUAUGAUAGCUGAGGAAACGACGAGGCAGUCGCCUCAGAGAAGGAAGAACAGCAGAAUCUCUGCAAACCUUCCCUGCGUUGUUGGCAUCUCAUAUGUCUUCUUUUUCUUGCUCUCCUUUUUGCUGCUGUCACUCGAUCAUUGACGAAUAAAUGGAGGGGAUUCGAGAACUCCUUUCGAAGACA
This is a messenger RNA of Musa acuminata AAA Group (dessert banana), 2130 nucleotides long. Its product is annotated as hexokinase-2-like. Bases 307 to 1809 code for a protein of 500 amino acids. Gene Ontology annotation, biological process: glucose 6-phosphate metabolic process; glucose metabolic process; glycolytic process. Gene Ontology annotation, molecular function: ATP binding; fructokinase activity; D-glucose binding. NCBI's taxonomy places the organism in Eukaryota, Viridiplantae, Streptophyta, Magnoliopsida, Zingiberales, Musaceae. Gene Ontology annotation, cellular component: cytosol; mitochondrion. The transcript has 9 exons. The record is from RefSeq and is a predicted model, not a curated record.